Molecule: messenger RNA, 2101 nt
Organism: Otolemur garnettii (small-eared galago)
Lineage: Eukaryota; Metazoa; Chordata; Mammalia; Primates; Galagidae
Gene: VWA1
Product: von Willebrand factor A domain containing 1
Exons: 3
Coding region: 47-1327 (426 amino acids)
Molecular function (GO): protein binding
Source: RefSeq, a predicted model, not a curated record
GAGAGCAGCGAGCCGCGGCCGAGCGCGCCAGGUCUCGUCGCGCGCGAUGCUCCUCUGGACGGCGCUCGGCCUGGCCCUGAGCCUACGGCUGGCGCUGGCGCGGAGCGGCGUGGAGCGCGGUCCCUCAGCAUCAGCCCCCCAGGGGGACCUGCUGUUUCUUCUGGAUAGCUCGGCUAGUGUGUCUCACUACGAGUUCUCCCGGGUUCGGGAAUUUGUGGGGCAGCUGGUGGCUCCAAUGCCCCUGGGCCCUGGGGCCCUUCGUGCAAGCCUGGUGCAUGUGAGCAGCCAGCCAUACACUGAGUUCCCCUUCGGCCACCACAGCUCAGGCAAGGCUGUCCAGGAUUCGAUACGCAUUGCAGCCCAGCGAAUGGGUGACACCAACACUGGCCUGGCACUGGCAUAUGCCAAGGAGCAGCUGUUUGAUGAAGCAGCAGGUGCCCAGCCAGGGGUGCCCAAGGUGCUUGUGUGGGUGACAGACGGUGGCUCCAGUGACCCCAUAGGGCCCCCCAUGCAGGAGCUUAAGGACAUGGGUGUCACUGUCUUCAUCGUCAGCACUGGUCGUGGCAACCUCCUGGAGUUGUUGGCUGCUGCCUCAGCCCCUGCCAAGAAGCACCUGCACUUUGUGGAUGUGGAUGACCUGCACAUCAUCGUCCAAGAACUGAGGGACUCCAUUCUCGAGGCAAUGCAGACACAGCAGCUCCGCGCCUGUGAGGUUAAGUCUCACAGCUUCCGCCUGGCCUGGCCACCCCUGCUGACUGCCGACUCCGGCUACUACGUGCUGGAGCUGCUGCCCCGGACCAGGCUGGGGGCCAGGAGACGCCAGCACCUGCUGGGGAACGCCACCGACUGGACUUGGGCGGGCCUCGACCCUGACACCGAGUACGACGUGGCGCUGGUGCCCGAGUCCAAUGUGCACCUCCUGAGUCCCCAGCACCUGCGAGUGCGCACGCGGCCGACCAAGGCGCCCCCCGCCGCGUUCUCGGCGCCCGCAGUCCCCGAGGAGGCCGGCCCAGCGCGCAUCGUCAUUUCGCAUGCCCGGCCGCGCAGCCUGCGGGUGAGCUGGGCCCCAACGCUGAGCGCUUCUGUAGCGCUGGGCUACCACGUGCAAUUCGGGCCGCUGAGGGGCGAGACCGUUCAGCGCGUGGAGGUGCCCGCGGGCCACAACAGCACCACGCUGCAGGGCCUGGCGCCGGGCACCGCCUACCUGGUGACCGUGACAGCCGCCUUUCGCUCGGGCCGCGAGAGCGCGCUGUCGGCCAAGGCCUGCACACCCGAAGGCCCAGGCCCUCGUCCCCUGCAGCGGGCCACCCAGGCCCAGGGGCCGUGAGCCGUGCGCGCCCGCGCCGCCGAGGGGGUCAGAGCCGAAGCCAAUGUUUUGCCAAGGGGAAACGGGGUGUUGGCCCUUCCUUUACCCCACCGGCAGUGCAAGUGGCUGCCCAGUCCUCCUCUCUGGCAGUGGUGUGUGCAGUGGUUGUCCUUCCUCCAUGCCCAGAGCCGAGGAGCAACUAGCAACGGUGUGGACCUUUGGGCAGAAUUUAAGGGAGAUGAACAGGGAGACUGGGGGCGGGCCAAGAACAGUAGACCUGGACUAGCCCAUUGGUGGCCAGACCUCCCACUGUGUGAAGGGCCCUGCUCUCUGGUGGCAUGGGCUGGAGGGAGUUUGGUCUAGCUGGCCACUCAGGUCCUGGAUAUUGGUAGAAAGGGGCAGGGUUGGUCCCCAAAGGCUGCCUGAGGGAAAGAAAGGGCAGAGAAGGUGCCAGGUGUUCUUUACCAGGAUGCCUGCUGGCUGGGGACUGUGGCCCUGCCUUCCUGCUUAGGACCCCAGCUGAGAGGAGCAGGACUAGACCCUGAGGACAGGAGACCCCAACACUCCUCUGCCCCAGGGGUCUGUGGGGAAACAGAGACAAAGUCCCCCAGGGUGGGCUCCCCAGUAGCUCUGCAGUAUCCAGCACUUGUCUACCACUCACUGCCCUGGGUCAUCAGGCAAGUUGCCAAGGGCAGGGUGCUUGGGUGUCCCCCGGCCCCCAUCUGUUACCAGAAUUGCCUGCAUCACUUAAUGCUCACAUCACCUCUCUUCCCCACUAACAUCCCAGACUUUAAA